Messenger RNA from Heterostelium album PN500, 2202 nucleotides. RefSeq names its product calcium-binding EGF-like domain-containing protein. Lineage: Eukaryota; Evosea; Eumycetozoa; Acytosteliales; Acytosteliaceae. The record is from RefSeq and is a predicted model, not a curated record. Gene Ontology annotation, biological process: sexual reproduction. The transcript has 4 exons. Bases 1 to 2202 code for a protein of 733 amino acids.
AUGAUUUUAGAUGCAGAUCUACUUGGUCCAAUGGUAACUUCUCUUCAAACAUAUUAUCAAGGUUAUAUUAUUGGUUGGGAUAUCACAAUUGAAGAUGAUAAUGGCUUCAACAAUGGAUAUGUUAAAAUCAGUUCGAAUUAUUUUGGUAGAAUAUCUAAUUCAGGUUUCGGUGAUGUAAAAUAUCCACUCCAUCUAAGUGAAGGUAACAAGUAUGUUGGUAUCUACAAAAUCAGAAUAUCAAUACCUCAUAACGUUGCAGAAAACUAUACUCUAUCAUUGUAUGCUAUGGACAAUGGUGGAAAUAUUGCAACUUCAUUUGUUGAAAGAGAAAUUCCAGAAUAUGCCAAAGGUAAACAAAUAUUCGUCUAUGCCGAUCCAUUUAUGAAAAUUUAUGGCACACCUAUAGAAAGAAAUCUGACAAUCGUUACCGAUCCAGGGACCGAGACAGAAAGUGUACCUCCAAAACUGACAAGGUUUUCUGUCACAAAUCCAAUAAUUGAUGUUGGUGUCUUCAAUGUUUCUACUAAGAUAUUAUUUGAGAUUGCAGAUAAUACAAAUAUUGAUAAGGCUAAUCCUCCUACGGUGUAUAUUUCAUCGAUGUAUGAAGCCUUUGCCGAAUUCAAACCGGAAUUUAUAUCAAGCAACGUUACACAUGCCUCAUAUUCCUCUCCGAUCAUUCUUCCUUAUGGUUUUGGUACAGAUAAUCUUUUAUUUAUUUCAAUAUAUGGUAUAUCCGAUAUCUAUUAUAAUCUAGCCGGAUACACUCCAUUGGAUUUAUCAAGUGCCAAAUUUUCUUUUACUCUAUCAAGACAAUUUUCAAAGAGCUAUCCAUAUUUAGAAAGAUAUGAUCCUAUUUCAAGAGAUGGUGGACAAAUAACUAUAUAUGGAUAUCAAUUCGGUACCGAUAUAAAUCAAAUUUCUUUCAAUCUAGAACCGAUAACUGGAGAAGUGAAUAUGAAUCUAACAAACUCUGCAAUUAGAUCUUUGGGAAAUUCAUAUAUCAUUAUUGAUUUCCCAUCGUUUGGUAAAUUCGAUCAACUUCUACUGGUUUUAACGAAAUCGGCUACUUUCAGUUCAAAUACCUUUUCAAUAUAUCCUACUGAGCAAUUAGAUUUACCGAAUAUCACACCUCUUACACCAACACCUCACCCAGUUACACCUACUCCGAAACAAUGUCCAGGAAAUCCAAUAUGCUCAGGAAAAGGUGAUUGUAAAAACUCUGAAUGUAAAUGUUUUAAAAAUUUCUUUGGUCCAGAUUGUUCAUCACAGUUAAUUCCAACACCUCCACCAAAAGUAAAUCCCUCGACACCAGGUACAAAUACAACUGUUAUCAGUCCGAAUGAUAACACUUUGAUAUCAGAGUUAUCAAUUGAUUCUUUGAGAGAAUUGAAUGAUAUCGGAAAUGUUGUUGCAGAAUACAAGUUAUCGAACUAUUCAUGGAAUUUCGAGAAUAGAACAAAGAAAGAAGGUAAUAUUGAUUUCAUUGAAUAUCGAUAUUCAACAAUUAUCAAAAACACAACACUAUUCAACAUCACCAUUCAAUAUUUCUUAAAUGAAUACAACUAUUCUUAUGCCGGUGACACCUAUACAAUGUCGAAAUCCUCUCUAAAAUAUUCAAUCUCCAUGUCGACCUAUGAAUUCCAGACGAAUAUCAAUCAACUCCAAGUGAUAAUUUCUGCAACAUUGAUUGGAUCGAACGGUGAUUGUUCAUCGAAAUCAUUUGGAACCACAUCAACAACAUCGGAUGGUCAAGAUCAACAACAAUUACAAUGGAUCAAACUCAAAGUUGGAUAUGAAAGUCUUUAUGGUCGAUUCAUUGAGAAAGCAGUUAUCGAUGACGAAGUUAUGAUUGUGAUCAACAAAGUUCUUGACGACCAAUAUCAACCUAUUUCAACAACAUCAACAACACAAUCAUUCAUUGGAAUUAACAUUCCACAUUUCAAUCAAUAUGUUCUCAUCGAUCCUGAUUUUUCAAUACUUGUCGAUAAUUCACCUGCUUCCGACGAUCCAAAUUCUAAAUGCAAUAGUAAAUCGAAUGGUCUCAACAAAUAUCAGAUUGCAGGUAUUGCCAUUGGUGUUGUUGUUAUUGCCUUAUCGGUAGCAGGCGCCAUCAUAUACAUUACACUUAAAAACAAAAGACAGGCCAAAGCUAUGGCAAAUCUCAAUAUGAAAAUGCAGAAGUUACAAUCUGAUAAACUAUAA